Messenger RNA from Aspergillus versicolor CBS 583.65, 1026 nucleotides. Its product is annotated as WSC domain-containing protein. The record is from RefSeq and is a predicted model, not a curated record. Bases 69 to 659 code for a protein of 196 amino acids. The transcript is spliced from 2 exons. NCBI's taxonomy places the organism in Eukaryota, Fungi, Ascomycota, Eurotiomycetes, Eurotiales, Aspergillaceae.
CCAGAUUUGGCGUUGAUUUUCUUGUUUCUGUUUCUCUCUCCCUCGAUCUUCCCAAGUCAACCACCAAAAUGAAAUUGACUUCUGCUUUCGCUGUGUUGCCGUUCGCCGUGGCUGCUUCAAAAAGCGAACAAGCCAACUACAUCGGCUGCUUCACCAGCUCGGGCUCGCUCGCAAACCAGGGCUCUUACACGUUCGAGUCUGUCGGCCACUGCCUUAAUACCUGUGAGGCAGGAGAUUUCAAGUAUGCUGCUGUUCAAAAGAACGAUUGUUUCUGCGGAAACGCCGUUCCCGAGCAGACUGAUUUGACCGCCGAUGACCAAUGUGGCUCCCCUUGCCCUGGCUUUGCCGGCGACAACUGCGGCGGUCGCGCUGCAUGGUCGGUGUACUUUGGACGCAAUGGGUCCAAGCCGGACUGGUUGUCGAGUAGCUCUGUUGCAGUGACAAGCACGUCUACUGUAGGCGCCACCAGCAGCGAAUCCUCAACCUCGUCUACUUCUUCGGCUUCUACCUCUACGUCGCAGCACGCUAUCCCGUCUUCUGGCUCUCCUACAUCUUCUGCCAGUGUAUCCAAGGAUCCUUCAGCAUCGGCCUCGACCUCCAGCAUCGACCCAACCAACACUCCGAAUAGUGCAAGUCGCCGCUUCAAGUUUGGCUUUUAAACUAGCUGUCUAGACGCGCUAGUUCUUGUACUGCAUUGUGUGAACGUGACCAAGACCGACGACGAGUUGCGGUGGUCGCAUAUAAUGCAAUAGAAGACCUAAUACUGGUAGGCGACUAAUUGGAUAGCGGUGCGCUGGUUGUUGGUAUAGCAUCAGCUGGUAAUAUACGACACCAAAUAUCAUUUUAGACUACUUUCAUUGAAUAUAUCCAUCUACUUGUUGUCUUCCGUUAUGUUCAAUCAAACGCCGCUCAACUCCUUGAACGACCUAUGCCUCCUUAGUCUGCGCAAUAGCGUUAAUCUGCACGUCCGUAACAUGCUUGUCGAACUUGCGCAGGCUGACUUUCUUCUCGAACCUACACAUCUUA